AUGUUUAACUCUCCCAAGUUUGACCUGUAUUCCUCCUAUCCCAAAUGCUAUGAAGCUAAAUGCGAUAUCGAUGGCUUAGUUACAAGAAAUGGUGAAGCCUAUUGCGGAGGCAUUCUACGUGAUGAGUUAGGCAGGUUUGUGAUGGCUUUUACAACAAAGGUUGGAAGAGGUUCUGUUCUCCAAGCGAAACUUUAUCGGAUUUGGCAUGGUCUUCGUAUCACUAAGGAGCAAUUUAAAACUUCCAGAAUCAUGGUUGAAUCUGAUUCUAUGAUUGCUGUAAAUCUCAUCAAUGAUGGAUGCAUGAGAUCUCAUCAUUGUUUCGAGACUUUUAGGGAGGUUAUUAAAGAGUUGGUUGCUCAUAAUCAACUAAUUUCAUGUAGCUACAUUUCUAGGGAGGCAAAUAAGGUGGUUGAUGCUUUAGCCAAGAGUAGAGUAGCUAAUGGAGAGGAGCCUAUUAUUUUUUUCAAUCCUCCUAGUUUGAUUCUUCCUUUGUUACUUGCAUAUUCUUCUGGUUUGCUAAAUUCUUGUAGUUAG
Cajanus cajan (pigeon pea) is the source of this 534-nucleotide messenger RNA. The record is from RefSeq and is a predicted model, not a curated record. Lineage: Eukaryota; Viridiplantae; Streptophyta; Magnoliopsida; Fabales; Fabaceae.